AACGUUACCAAGUCUAGCCACGGGGAGGCCUCCACUUUGUAGACUCACCCCCCAGACCCCAACGCUGAAAAAGAAAGAACAUUAGUUUCAAUAAUAUUACGAGUUACCAGCACAAAAGACGACACAAUGGGAGAGAUCACCACAUCAGAAAAAGCCAAAACCACAGGAAAGACCAAAACCAGAGAUACUAGCCUAUAUUACCAAAAACUCCAAGACGAAAGACGACACCACAGGAGAGUUCAACACAUCAGAAAAAAACCAAAGACCAAACCAUUAAUACUAGCAAAUAUCACACCGGUAUUUGGGGAUGAGACCUUCUUAGGGGACUACAAAAUCCCUAAUGUCACCUCUGGAGACCUUGUUUUACCUUUAAGUUUUUUUCACUUUUUGUGUUGUAUAUUGGCUGCCACCUUUCUGUUAAAGUUACCAGUAGAAUACAACGCAUGCUUGUUUCUUUGA
This is a messenger RNA of Mucor mucedo, 459 nucleotides long. RefSeq lists its product as uncharacterized. The transcript is spliced from 3 exons. The record is from RefSeq and is a predicted model, not a curated record. Bases 127 to 459 code for a protein of 110 amino acids. NCBI's taxonomy places the organism in Eukaryota, Fungi, Mucoromycota, Mucoromycetes, Mucorales, Mucoraceae.